UUCAUAAGACAGUAGUCUGUCGAUGAGUAUAGAGAAACGAAGAUCGAUGGAUCUAUUAAUCACAUUGAUGAGUACGCGUCGGCACCUCGGACGGAGCACUCCGGAGAUUUCCGGUAAAAAGUCGGAGUCGGCGAGACGUUCACCCUUCCCGAAGAGCGAACAGGCGAGAUAGGCUCUCUCCGUCGAUCUUCACCUCCUCCUCCUCCUCCUCAUCGUUACAGCGUGGAGGAGCCGACUCACUGGCUAGAGAACCCGAGUCUCUCCUGCAGAACAUCCCCGGCAGUUUCACGUCGACGGUCAUCCGGAUCGACUCGCGGCCAAGGUCGAUCUUCUCUCCACGUAUCGAGGCUUUUUAUUUUUAAAAACCGGUGACCGAUUCGCAGUCUCGUCAGGUGUGCCGGGUGCGUUCCAUUCUUGUUGUGACGAUCUUGUGAGUUCUCUUGAAGAUGACGAAUCAAUCUAGAGGAUCUUUGACGAUAGACGUGGAGUGAUUCCUUCACGAUGGAUGCAUGGCGGUGAUGUGCCAGUGUUUUUCCACACGCUUUGGGAUUGGAAAGUACUCAGAUGAUUUUCGGUGAACAUCUCGAAAACGAAUGACGUCAUUUAGAAAAAGUAGAGAGAAAGCUCCGCGGAGCUUGCAAGAGGAAACUUUUAAGAUUUAAGACUAGGACUCAACGAUGUCCUGCGUGAGUAUGUCCUGUUACCAGGAUGGCUUUCGACUGGCCGGUCCCGCGUCGGAAUGCUCCCUUAGGAGCAAAGCUCGCAUCGAUGCCCUCUUCGAGGACUCGCGGUCGAUCUACGGGUCCACCGUGGGUGGCUGGUACGGAGAGGUGUCGACCAUGAACUCGAACCAUCUGGAUGACGUCGGGGCCGAGGAGCAGAAGAGGGUGAACAGCGCGGUUCAGGCUCGAAUCGAGGCGAUGUUCGCUUCCGUGGAAGCCGAAACCGGAACACCCGGUGAAUGCGCCGCCGCAAUUUUACCGGUGAAGUACAUGGGCGCAGCUCCAGUAGGCGGUCGUGUGGCUAGUGUCCGCGGACUCCAGGAACCUCUUCGCCAGCUUCUGGAGAGGGUGGACGUCUCUGUCAGAGCGGAGCUCGAGGUCUCGAGACGCGGCUUGACCUUCCGCACUUCCGACGCUUGCGAGAAGAACAACCCUUUUCGCCGAAUUGCCGUUUGGAGUGCGUUGCGGCUCCGCAGCAAGCGUACACCCUCGGGAGAGUUGCACCAUGCGUUUUUACCUUUGGUGGGCGAUCAUGAGCAGAAUCAAGGCGAGGAAAGGCACGCAGGCUUGUAUAGAACGAUGCGAGAUCUGAAGAUGACGGCAGAACGCUGUCCGCCAAUUUUCGCAGUGGUGAUGCGACGUCCGGGUGCCAACCGAGUGUUAGAAUGUCACGCUUUUGCCUGCGAGACCGAGGAAGAUGCAGUGGCAGCUGCUGCGACGCUUUACAGAGCUCUCCUGGCCGAUUUGGAUGCGAAUCGACGUCGACCGAGGCAAACGAACGGCGUCGGCUGUGUCAGUUUAGCCUCGGUUGUUUCCAGUGUUCGGGAACCGAGUCCGAGCAACAGAAUCAGUGCCAGGACGAGUGUUCUGCCAGUGGAGACUGUCAGGUCAGGUGUGGCACCCGUGAGACCUCCGAGGGCCAAGAAGACCUCGGUAUCUUCUGUAACCGAAGAUGAGAAACCGUCAGACUUGUUGAAAGUACCGAGGAGGAAGAAGAAAAAUUCUGACGUGAAGGCCGAGGAUAUUUUGGAAGCUCGCGGCAGAAGGAAAGACCCACCAGUGAAAGAUAACGCCGCUCCUGUGAUUCAAGCAAGUGAUUCGAUUCAGAAGAAUUUGGAUUCAAGAGUGUCGAACGAAGAACAAAAACUGAACUCGAAGAAUAUGACGUUUGGCUCUAAGAAGGAUUUAGAUAAAAUUGAAAUAGAAAGUUUUCACGAUCCUGCAGAGAAAAUAUAUGAAUUAGGAGCUAACGGGUUUUAUGAGGCUGUCGCGAACAGAUAUGAAAAAUUGCCCGGAAUAUCUGGUAAAAAAGCUGACAGUCCAGAGAAACAGAGCUCCAGGAAGGAACAGGAAGAUAUCAAAGAGAAGGUUUACGAAAAGUCUCACGGCUCGUACGAUUUGAAUCCUUUGAGGAACGCGACUAAGAAUCAGGAUAUUCAUUUUCUAAAACCGCAAUCUAUGAUAUACGACAGAGUCGACAAGUCAGGUUGCAAGAGUGAAGAGAACUCGUUGUAUGAACGGGUCAGCAAACGUGGCGGCAAAGAGAAAUAUUAUGAAGAUCAUUUUAAGGAUGUCGACAAAAUCUACAGCCUUGCUCAAGAAAAUAUUUAUAGUGGUAGAACUAGUAAAAUUGAAAAGGGAAAAGUGAGGAGUUCGCAAGAGGAUAUUUUCUUUGGUAGAUCGAACAGAAACGAGUUUUACAAGUUCAAUCAGGAAAAUUAUUCUGAUUCCAUAUCUGUAGAACGAAGAAGAUCGAGAGAUCAGGAGAGAACUUCUGGAAGACGAGUCAGCAGGGUAGUGACCAUGGAUAAGCCUUUGAAAAAGCAAUCGGCCGAUUCCAUGUCGAAUUUGAAUCUACCCGAGUACAGUCAGCCCAGAGUGAGGAAGAGGAGCAGGGCUGGUAGUGAACCGCCAGUCAGCAGAUCAGAGGAUGCUAUGAAGGCUGUUCAGGAGACUCGAUUAAAGAGGUCUCAAAGCGAUAUUGACGUCGAUCGGGGAGACUUGAUGACCAGAGUCGAAUUACCUCGAAGGGGAAGCUUUUUAAACCCUAGAAGUGCCAGGAGACCGAACAGUAUCAAAGGCGGUACACCUCUAGGAUUCACCGAGCUUUUUGACGAAUUCAGGAACCAGGAAGGGCUGACCAGUGUCGACGACAUCUUAGCAGCUAUUAUUGAUCCUGAAGGAAUGUCCUUCAACGACUUGAAACCUCUGUACAAAGAGUUCUUGCUGAAACUCGCGGCGACUUUGACACAGGACGAACUGUAUCAAAGAUCGGCGAGUAUAAUGAGGAGACGUCGAAGGCCGCAGCGAAGACGAUCGAGCAGGCGAUCUUGUUUGCUCGGCAGAGCUAUCAAGAGGUCCGUGUCCAGAUUGAAAGGUGGUCCCACAGAAUUCACUUCGGUGAUUUUCCCAGCGAGGAGACUGAACGACAGCUUCGGUAGCAGUUCUUCCUGCGACGCCAGGAACAAUCACAGGAAUCGCGUGCUGGCGAACAGAUUGGCGAAGAGACGGUCUUCCUGGAGGGCUAACAAGACCGUCGGUUGCCACACCACCUCGGAGGACAGUGACACGUGCAGAAGACUGAACCGGAGCGGAGCAGCGGCGAACAGAAGCAGCAGCGGUUACGUCAGUUGCAGCGAGUGUAGCUACGAUUCCGAGUCGUGUACCUGCGUGUCCGCGGACAAGUGUUACUGCUCGUUGUCCAGGAAAUUUCCGAUAGAGACUAAUGUACCACCCAAUACGGUGGUGUGCGCCUGUGAUACGGACAGCUGCUCCGAGAGCAAUAAAUGCUACUGCGCCAGGCAGUCGAUCCAGCCGACCUUGUUGGAACAGCUCAGGCAAAGGGGUAUCGUGCCUGCGGAGAGUACUCUCAGUCGCAAUGGAAGUCCGGAACGAGUUCGGUCGGCGAAGACCGGCAGAUGUCGAACGCCUUCUCAAGGUUUGGAUGUACUCAAGAAGCAGUCGUCGUCAAGCUACGGCAGUUCGAACAACCUCGCGCUUGAUUACGACUUGUUUAAUCCGGGUCGGAAGUCUCAGCAAUCUUCGGACAGUGAGAAGGUCUUGGUCGUUAGCGCCAGGGAUACUCAGGGUCGCUUGGUGUACGUGGGUGGCGCGGAUAGGGAUAAGAAGUGUCUCUCGCACUGUUCCAGUAGAUCUGGAGCGCAUCACGAAGCCCUCUCAAUUAAGAAAAGUGCUGAAAUCGCAGCAAUCUUCGGGGCUGAUUCGAACAGGAUCAGUAGGAGAGCUAGUAACGCUUCGAGUAUCAGGAGCUCCAUCAGUCUGGAAGCGGGAUUAGGAUAUUUACCAUGAUCGUUUUAUUUUUACGGUGAUUUCAGUCCACUCAAUCUGAUCGAAAACUUCGAAUUUCUUUAUUCUAAAAACGAGACGAUUCUGAUUGGGAACUGA
Molecule: messenger RNA, 4127 nt
Organism: Ceratina calcarata
Lineage: Eukaryota; Metazoa; Arthropoda; Insecta; Hymenoptera; Apidae
Exons: 8
Coding region: 678-4031 (1117 amino acids)
Source: RefSeq, a predicted model, not a curated record